CCUGAGAAUAUAGCCAUCGCACAUCAUACACAUAGCUAGUAAACAUUACCAGAAACAUCAUCACCAUCAUCAUUACUACUUUUAUUAUUUUAUUCUCACUACUCAAUAGAAAAGUUUAAAACUCCAGUUUUGUAAUUCAGAACUCUGUUCCCAUGAUGUCAUACCUGUGGAUUCUCCUGCUGGGCAGUUUGGUGAUUGGAGCCAAGACACAAGAAGACCCUGCUGCUGAGCCAGAAACAAACAAAGCAGAGGCAGAAGCAGCAGAGCCCGAGGCAGAAGCAGAGGAAGUAGCCGCAGAGGAGGCCCCAGCAGCUGAGGAGGCUACGACAGGAGAAGAGGAGGAGGCUGCAGAAGAGGAGGAGGCUGCAGAAGAGGAGGAGGCUGCAGAGGACGAGGCUGCAAGUUCUGAGGUUGCUCCGACUACAGACCAAGAGGCUGCAGCUGCAGAAGAGGAGGCUCCGACUACAGACCAAGAGGCUGCAGCUGCAGAAGAGGAGGCUCCGGCUACAAAGGAUGAGGCUGCAACUGCAGAAGGAGAGGCUUCGACAGAGGACACAGAAGUAGUAGAAGAACCAGCAGUGGAAGUAGAGGUGGCCCCUGAAGCUGAGCCAGAACCAGCGGAGGCGGCAGAACCAGAAGCAGAGGAACCUGCUGGAGAAGAGGAAGCUGCAGAGUCGGAAGCGGCGCCUGCACCAGAAGACGUAGGAGGUGAACUAGAUCUGUCUGAAGCUGUUGAACCAGAAGCUGAGCCUGAAGCACCAGAGGAGAGCGAGCCCACAAAGGAGACACCCAUGGGAGGGAAGAGCCGCCGAGGGGGCUCAGUUGGCACAGCGGAAGCUCAAGGGGCUAGCUCUGGCUCGGUUGUGAGCAUUCUGUGUGCUAUCGGCGUGGCGAUCGUUGGCGCUGCCACCGGAUACUUCGCCUAUCAGAAGAAGAAGCUCUGUUUCAAGAACAGUGGAGGGGAUGUAGUGAGUGGCCCUAAGGAGAAGGCUGAGACCCAGUCAGAUCCCCAGGUUCUCAGCAAUUUGCUGACUAAUUCAUCCUAGAUCAUCUGAGAUUCCACUGGAAAAAGACCAGGACCAGCGGCAGAGUUUCCCUCAACGCACACACACACACACACGCAUACACUCAAACACAGAUUUGUCUCAAUCUUUAGGCCUUGAACUGAUAUAGCUGUAAAACUGUGAGAUAGUUGUGUGGGGUUAUGAACCUUCAGUACCACGUUAGAGUGUGAGACAAAUCAGUAGUAUCUCUGUGUCUUCUAAUGAUCACAUUUGUAAUCUGUUUAAAGGGGUGACAUUUUCUGUCCACUAAACCGCACCGAAACAAUGUAGGCCUAUUUCUACUAAUACUAAUACUGGAUUGGACUGUACUGUAGCUCAGAACCUCAUUCUAUGUUGUCUAUGAGAAGGCAGCGCAAUAUAUAUGGAUCUACCGUAAACAAUGUGUAUAGGCACAGCUCAUGAUUAUUAGUUCCUAGGUUAUUUUGGAUAAAAUGGCUCCUCUAUUUGAAAUGGUACCUUUGUUUGUUGUUGGUUUCUUGAUUUAGCCUGGUCCCAUGUUGAUUGUGCUGUAGCCAACACUUUUAGCCUGGUCCCAUAAUGAAUGUAGCCAACUCUUCUAUCAUUGUCAAGCCAUACACAUUUGGGGUAACAAUUACGGAACUCCGAGAUGAGUUGGCUAAAGCAGCAACAGACUGGACCACCUGGCUAGUAGUGUUGUUCAGGAAGCUGUAUGAGAGCUGGGAAGUGGAAGCUGUAUGAGAGCUGGCAAAGAGGACAGAAGAUGUCGCCCCUGUUGUGUGUUUGCUUCAAAUCAGAGUUUAUUUGUUGCAUGCAAAGGGUCGCAGAUGUAAUUGCAGGGUACUGCUCUGUAGAUGGUUCACCUGGCAGGCCUGAUCACGAUUCUAUCUCACUACUAGUGCCAGUCUGAAAUGGCUCCCUGUACCCUCUAUAGUGGAAUUCUUUUGGAGCCCUGCUAUGAAAGGAAUAGGGUGCCAUUUUGGACAUAGCUCUAGACCAAG
Messenger RNA from Oncorhynchus masou masou (cherry salmon), 2023 nucleotides. Its product is annotated as serine-aspartate repeat-containing protein I-like. The coding region runs from base 153 to 1046 and encodes 297 amino acids. The transcript is spliced from 10 exons. The record is from RefSeq and is a predicted model, not a curated record. Gene Ontology annotation, biological process: positive regulation of neutrophil extravasation; T cell extravasation; homotypic cell-cell adhesion. Gene Ontology annotation, cellular component: plasma membrane. Lineage: Eukaryota; Metazoa; Chordata; Actinopteri; Salmoniformes; Salmonidae.